Pseudozyma hubeiensis SY62 is the source of this 1488-nucleotide messenger RNA. RefSeq lists its product as hypothetical. The transcript has a single exon. Lineage: Eukaryota; Fungi; Basidiomycota; Ustilaginomycetes; Ustilaginales; Ustilaginaceae. The record is from RefSeq and is a predicted model, not a curated record. Bases 1 to 1488 code for a protein of 495 amino acids.
AUGGCGAAGCGACUUGAUGCGAAAGCGCGGCUUCUAUGGCGCAGCGACUUGGUCCUCAUCGACGGCACGCGCUUGCCUGGGAUCGCCAUCGUCUCUUACGCCAACCCGUUCGUCGCAGGCAGCACAAAUAACGAUGCUCAGAGCAACAUUCACGAGGCGGAAGCCGAUCUGUGCUUGGCGCUCGAGAUGCUGCGAAACCAACCACUGCGCAUUUCCGCCGUAUCAACCGAUCGAGGGUCCUCGCCAAUAGUCGGCACGACAAAUCACAAGCAGACACAUUGGGUGGCUAGUGGAGAGGUUCGGGUGUACAUCGAUCCUCGUGAAUCGGCGACAUGGAGCUUCUUUCAGCGUAUCUUCUGUUUCGACGCCGACUUUGUGCAGGAUGCGGGUCAACGACGGUCCGCACACAUGGUCACCGUCUCGCUUCAGCCCUCGCUACUGGCAGAAGGGGACAAUGCUGCCGCUUCGGAUCCAUUCACUUUUUCCGCCGCUGGUCACACGGAGUAUGCUAUCUUUGCUCAGCCAGCAUCUGAUGCGGAGCUGUCUUCCGGUUCCACACCAGUGCGACUGGUGUUGGGCCGAAGAGUGACGGUUCAGGCGCGGAGAGCCGAUGCAGGCAUCGCAGCAAAGGAGCUCAGCAGAUCGCGCAGCUUUCAUCGACAGCCAAGCGUCGGAUCGCAGACGCUGCACGAUGUGUUCAGCCAGGCGGGGCUAUCUCUUCCGCAUUUUGGUGGUGUCGCAGCGAGAUCGACGAGCACCGUCCCGCGUCCAGAUGACCCGCUUCCCCGCGGGUCUAUCUCGGCACUGCUCCAGGCAAGGUCGAAACGCAAACCGAGUCAUACCCAACGUCACACGGCAGCAACCCCUAUCAGAGACUCGAGCGCAGCAGCGCUCCCGGCUGUCAACGCACACACACCAGGUCGACGCGGCGAGAAGCGACACGGCAGCAGCUCCGACCGUAAAGUCGCUGGCAGUCCACGCCUCGACAACCACCUCAAGAGCGAAUCCCUGGACAGCAGCGCGUUCGCGCCGACAAGAGCGAUCAAGCACCGUUCAGACCGCAUCCUGUCCGACCUGCCCCGUCUCAAUCUGGGCAAGCAGCCAACACGAGCCCUGCUCCGGCCACCGCACGACACCGGUAAUGAUCUGCUCGAUGUGAAACCCGUCAAAGUGGAGUCCGUCUCGCCAGAGCCUUUUCUCACCGAUACAAAGCCGGCAUCCAAUUCACCGACUAGCGCCGCCGACGACACCGCAUCCAUCGAGAAGCUCAACCGCAAUACGAUCAAGAAACUCGUCCAUACCCUCCUCGUUCGCGAACACAACCUCUCCAAAUCGCAUCCAGAUUACAUCGCAUCCUACAAUCAGACAUGCUCAGGCACCUGGUGCACAUUCCGCAACCUCGCCUCCAUCCAACCGCUCGCAAAAGACGCAGUCGAAACCGUUGUUCGCAUUCAUCUAUCUUUGUAUUUGUACUCCAGUCAUUCCUAA